GUUUGUCCAAGACAGAGACGUUCGAGGGUGCAAAGCAUGUGUUAAACGAGGCAGCCGUGGGCGAAGGGGGCCGGCAACAGCCUGUGGACGGCGCGGAGGUCUGGGGAGUCAAUCCACCCGAUGGUUAGCACUAUCACCCUUCCCAGGGCCGCGUCCGAGCCGGUGUUCGUCACGUCUCAGCAGAAGUUGUCGUCUCGCGCCGCUCCGGUGGAGGCCUGCCGCUCCGAGAACAGGACGACUGCGGCCGUUUCGGAGAGGCAAUUAGCCAGGAAAAUGCCAGACGCCGAGGACCCUGGCGCCGCUGAGAUCAGGCGCAUCAUGCAGUAUGGAGGCAACUGUGGAUCUCCUGCCAACAAUUCUUGGCUGGGAAUCUCUCCUCCCACGCGUACGACUGGGGCAGCCAACCCUCUGGUGCAGGACUUCAAUUGGCGCUCGAAUGCCUACAGGUGCUCACACAGCAACCUGCAGGCAUUGAGGGAGAUUGAUGCGCGCGGCGUGUCAUUCCUGCGUUGUUCCAGCCAGGGAGGGGACAGCCGGCUGCUGGUGGAGAGCCCUGAUUACGGCCUUCUGUCAGCCGAUGACUCGCAGGACACCACUAGCACCACGGUCUGCUACGUACCUCCCAGCCGCGAGUCAUGCCAGGCCACGUCAGCGGCCUCCACUGGGCACCUGCGCGUGGGAACGCCCCUGUCCUGCCAGAUGGGCUUCUUCGUGCGCUGAGGGAGCUGGGGG
Coccomyxa subellipsoidea C-169 is the source of this 732-nucleotide messenger RNA. Its product is annotated as transcription factor NF-E2. The transcript is spliced from 5 exons. Bases 121 to 720 code for a protein of 199 amino acids. NCBI's taxonomy places the organism in Eukaryota, Viridiplantae, Chlorophyta, Trebouxiophyceae, Coccomyxaceae. The record is from RefSeq and is a predicted model, not a curated record.